GACGGUCUUGGUCUGAUCUGCAUCCAGGGCUCUCAGUCUCUUGAUCUUGAUCCAGAAAUAGUCGUGAAGGAAGUUCUCUCAGAGAUUGACCUUUUUGGCGCACUGACGGAAGUUGUACGAGCUGCUGAUCCCGCUGUGGUACUCGGAUAU
Molecule: messenger RNA, 150 nt
Organism: Symbiodinium pilosum
Lineage: Eukaryota; Dinophyceae; Suessiales; Symbiodiniaceae
Source: the annotation of a GenBank genome assembly